UCAAACUGCUGUCACAUGGAGUACCGCAAACAAAAAGCACGUUGUUUUGUUUUCCGCGUGUGUUGAUCGGUUGGAAAAAGGCUUCGAAAUGGCUAAAUUACUCGCUUACUAUAAUCUGUGUCCGAUUAAUAAUGUUGACGAUUUCCUUGGCUUGUCGCGCGAUGUUGAUCCGGGUUGUGUUAUCAACACGCUCGGUCGAAAUAUCAUACUGGUCGUGAAGCUAAGCAAUCAGAGACAGAUCCGAAGCUGGACCGUGCUGGACCGUCUCAGCAGUAAGGUGGUGUACGAUUUUCGAUCCGAACGGUACGUCGGUGUUUUCGGAGGGAAAUUUAUACGGUGCUGGAGCCAAGAUCACAACGAUAUCAACACGGUGAGGAAGGUGAAGCUGUAUCGCUCCGUACUGGACCUGUUCUCGCUGCCAAACGGUCAAACGUUGUUGCUGUACACCGAUGGAAGCUGCGAAUCGCUCGAGAGUGCACUGGAAACGCGAAAACAAAGCAAAGCGAAUCCGACCGACGGUACAGGGGCGGUACAGAACGUGAAUCCAAAAACGCACACAAUCCGUGACGUGCAGGUACUGGUGCUGGACAAUGGAACACCGCUGCUGACGUACUUUGUGCGGAAGGAGGACGAUGGUUCGCUGGAGCUUCACUAUGCGCUGCUAAAUCCGGGCGAUUUAAAGCUGCAGAAAGGGUUCGAAAAGAUUGCACUGCAACGGAUCGGUGAUGAUAUCAAGCUCGCGAGCAGUUGCAUCGUGGAUGGCAGUGAUGGACCCUCGCUGUUGACUAUUUGGUCUGAUAGUCGCAUCUUCAACCUGCAGCUUUCCCUCGGCCAAUCGCCCAAGCGCGAGGAAGGUGUGGGCAACGUUAUCGAAAUGGUACAAACGCUCAACGUGAAGCAACCACUUUCGAUGACCUGCAUCGGCAAGGACUACGUUGCGUUCUAUGCGAACAACAAAAACCAGGACGGUGCCAUACUGGUCCUGUUCAACGUACAGUUCAAAGUGUUUCAGGCGAAACAGUUCUUCAAGGUGUACUUUGCGUCGUCUCGCUUUUGGGUGGUGGAAAGCAACAUUCUGCUCGCGUUCGGCCAGAUGCUUGCGGUGGUGCCGUUUAAGAUAAGCAAGAAGCAACUUUCGGACAUGAUCGGGAGCCAGCAAACGUUCGACCUAACGCACACGGUCGACGACGAAAGCAUUAACGAGGAGUGCGAGUUUCUGGACACAUACUCGUUUAGCGAGUCAAUGACCGAAAAGGCGAAGCAAGGUGGAGUGUUUGGCGAGAGUGACGAAAAGGACGAGGAAGACGGCGAUACGGGUGGCAAGCCAUCGUGCCCCCGGUUGUUCAGUGAAUUCGAAUUUGACGAAGCACUUCGUGAGGCUUACCGCGAAUCGUUGCCGGUCGAUGUGGUGGAGUGUGACUCGCUGCCGGAGGAUAUGGUACAGAUAAAACUGUUCAACAAUGCCGAUUAUACGCUGGGACCGUUGAUUUUGAGCGAAAAGUUUGAAAUUAUUCUAGAAGAGCUGGAACGUAGCGGAUACUCGGAGGUGGAAAUUAGUGACCGUAUUGUGCCGGUGCUAGUGCAGGGAAAGCUUACCGUGGAUCUAGCCAAGUGUCUCAAGCGCUACUCAGUCAUCUCGGAACGGACGAUCGUUAAAGCGCUUAAGUACGCACUGUCUCUACCCAUUCCCGAGCACGACGAAGAACAGGAGACCGAGCAGGAAACGGUGGAGGUACCGAAAAAGCUUGAAGCGGAGCUACCCAAUCAAGACAUCAUCGUAGAAGCGCAAGCCAACCACCCGUCCCAUCGCGAUCUACUAAAUGUGGUGCUUUCGUGCAGUUUUAACCGUAAACCGAUGACGCAGUACAUCCGGAAGGAGCUAGAUUUUAGCUCCGUGACGGUGCUGAUGCAGCAUCUAGAGCAUCUACUGCUGGAUCCAUCGGCAACGCUUACCGAAACGCUUCACAACGGUGAUACGUUCGAUAGUGAUGAGCAGACGGUCAGCUGGAUCAUGGUACUGCUCGACUCUCACUACCAACAGUUUAUCCUCUCGACGGAGGACACGUUGCGCGCCCAGUUGCAACGGAUGCUGGACAUCGUCCAUACACAUAUGGAAUGUUUGCAUGAGCUCCAAACGCUAGCUCCUUCCUUGCGCCGCAUGAUACAGCGUAAAACGAACAAAUCGGCACGCGAUCCUAGCCAGUGGUACAACGUUGAAUCGAUUACGCUAUACUAGAUACGAGCAGAGGCAGAGACAGAGAGUGUGUAUCCAUAGUUGUCCUUGUAUAGGGGACGGAAGAAUAAAACAGCCACCGCUGAACCAUCUACGUGUUGGUGCCGAUAAGCCUUAAAACGCUGUUUA
This is a messenger RNA of Anopheles stephensi (Asian malaria mosquito), 2362 nucleotides long. Its product is annotated as nucleolar protein 11-like. The transcript has 3 exons. Gene Ontology annotation, biological process: maturation of SSU-rRNA. The record is from RefSeq and is a predicted model, not a curated record. Gene Ontology annotation, molecular function: RNA binding. NCBI's taxonomy places the organism in Eukaryota, Metazoa, Arthropoda, Insecta, Diptera, Culicidae. The coding region runs from base 89 to 2236 and encodes 715 amino acids. Gene Ontology annotation, cellular component: nucleolus; nucleus.